Molecule: messenger RNA, 2231 nt
Organism: Cuscuta epithymum
Lineage: Eukaryota; Viridiplantae; Streptophyta; Magnoliopsida; Solanales; Convolvulaceae
Source: the annotation of a GenBank genome assembly
UGGGCUUUGGAUUAUGUUCUAUUUCAUGGCUUUAUUUCUACUGCGUUUGAGAACGCACGUAUGUGCGUGAAUAAUAAUGAGCAGAAAAACGUGUACUAGUUUUUGGGUCUAAUGCCCCUUAAAUACAAUUCAGUGUUUUAACCAAAGAAGGCAACUAGCCCAAAAGGAAACAAAUAAAAAGUAAUUAUAAUAGCUACGGAAGUAAUUAUAAUAGCUACGGAAAUAUUGGAAAGAUAAUAAUAUUGAUAUAUUCUAAUACCCCCCUCAAGCUAUGUUGUAAGACCCGAACCGGACCGGCCGGUCCAACCCGGAAACCGCCAACCCGGCCUGCAGUCCGGUCCGGUUAGGCAUAGAACCGCAAAUGUGGUGGAAACCGCAAAUAUCUGGGUCGAAUCAUAUCCGUUUUUCCCAUGUUCACUUGCUUUAUUUGAUCUCUUAUGAUCUCCGGGUCGAAUCAUAUCCGUUUUUUCACACAUCUUUGUCCUCCAUGAAGCUUCCUCUUGUCUCUAAUGCUCCUUCCUUAUGCUCCCAAGCUCAUUCCUCUUCUUUUCAUCAUGUUUUUGCUUACAUGUCAAAAUAUCUUAAUAUCUUCUAAUUCUUCUUUAAUUUUAGAAGAUAAAGAUUACACCGUAAUUGUACAAAACUAAGUAAACAUAAUGUAAAACCAUUCUAAAAUGUGGUGUUUAUGUACUCCUAAGUAAUACGCAUCAGGAAAGUAUUGAAGUGUGACUUAGGAUGUUUUCUUUUAGACUGGAAUUUGCUGGUCUGGUCUGGUCUGUUUAAGUCUGGUCUGUUCUGAACUGGUUUGGUCUGGUCUGGUAAACGUCUGGUAUCUGUGUAUUUUAUAACUACGGAAGUCUGGUCUGGUCUGGUCUGGUCUGUUUAAGUCUGGUCUGGGACUGAAAACAGUCCAAAAGAAAACAUCUUUAAUUUAAGGAUUGCCCAAAAAGGAAAGUGAGAACUUAAUUGCCAGACGGAAGGAGUAGGUUUUUUGAGUUAUGCGUUCAUAAAAUUAAAUGAUUAUUUAUUCUUGCAUAGUUUUGUCAUCUGUUUCGGUUUACAGGAGUUUGAGGGUGAUUAUGAUGAUGAGUAUGUUCCUGUGGCAAAAUGAAGAGCGCUUGAGGCACAGAAGAUCCUGCAGCAGAAGGGGAAAUCUGCACCGUCAGAAAAGGAAGUUGAAGCUGAAAAGACAAAACAAUUUGAGGAAAAACCAAGUUUGCUUGUGAAGAAGGAAAUUCUAGAGGUGAGUGUGGCUGAGCAAAUGGUUCAACAAGGGAAAGAAAUGAUUGAGCAUCUCUCGGAUAGGAAGCCUCCAUUAGGCAUCAGAAGGAUGCGAAAAAGAGCCCAUGACACCAUUCGUAAAAAGUGGCACAUUAUUGUGGAUGGGGAUGAUAUCCCUCCGCCCGUUAAAAGAUUUAAAGAUAUGAGGUUUCCCGGACCAAUUCUGGACAAGCUUAAAGCUAAGGGAAUCAUCCAACCAACUCCAAUCCAAGCACAAGGAUUGCCUGUUAUCCUGUCUGGAAGAGAUAUGAUUGGAAUAGCAUUUACAGGCUCCGGAAAGACGCAGGUUUUCGUUCUUCCACUUAUCAUGCUGGCCCUACAGGAGGAGAUAAUGAUGCCUAUUCUGCCUGGAGAAGGGCCGUUUGGAUUAAUCAUUUGUCCUUCUAGAGAGCUAGCACAACAAACAUAUGAAGUUAUAGAAGAGUUUCUAGAGCCUCUAAGGGAGGCUGGGUACCCUGAGAUUAGACCUCUAUUAUGUAUUGGUGGAAUUGACAUCAAGUCCCAGCUAGAUGUGGUGAAGUUGCUACACCUGGAAGACUUAAAGAUAUGCUUGCUAAAAAGAAAAUGUGCCUUGAGAAUUGCAGAUAUUUAACACUAGGCGAAGCAGACAGAUUAGUAGACAUCGGUUUUGAAGAUGACAUCAGGGAAGUUUACAAUCAUUUCAAAUUCCAAAGGCAAACUCUACUUUUUUCCGCCACAAUGCCUACAAAGAUAGAAAACUUUGCAAGAAGUGUUUUGGUUAAACCCAUAACAGUGAAUGUGGGAAGAGCUGGAGCGGCUAACUUAGAUGUUGUCCAGGAAGUAGAGUAUGUGAAGCAGGAGGCAAAGUUGAAUUACUAUUAGAUUGGGCCUUACUAAUUGUAUAUUUCUUGUAAUUUUGGGCUAAGGGCUCUACUUAAUUAGAUAGCUAAUGUGUAUAUAUAUAGGGGUCUCGGCUCAUUGUAAAGGCA